GACGUCUCCACCCCGUUACAUACUUCACACCAGUAGAUGGCGGUAACGCGUCAUUAUGCCAGUUCGCCAUCUGCUUGGAGAGUAGAGUAAGAAUUCAACAAGACGUAGAAAACGGAACAAAACAUGGCAGAGCAAGUUAGUAGUGAAACAUUGGAAGACAGGUCGGACUCUGCUGCAGUGUUGCAGGACCUUCGAAGUGUUCUGGUCACCAGCGUGCUUAACCUGGAGAAGCUGGAGAUAGAUCUGUACAGAGGGACUCACCACUGGGUGCCCCGUAGCCGUCGCCUGUUUGGGGGUCAAAUCAUUGGUCAGGCCCUGGUGGCGGCAGCAGAGUCGGUCAGUGACAACGUAUUCGCUCACUCUCUCCACUGCUACUUCGUACGGGCAGGAGACCCCAAGGUACCGGUGCUGUACCAGGUGGAGAGGACCAGGGACGGUCGUAGUUUCAGCGUGCGGUCAGUGAAGGCCAUCCAACACGGUCAGCCCAUCCUCAUCUGCCAGGCCUCCUUCCACAGUAACCAGCCCUCUCCUCUGCAGCACCAGUUCACCAUGCCCUCUGUCCCCCCUCCUGAAGACCUGCUGACGGUGGAAGAACUCAUACAGCGCUACCUCAGUAAGCCGGACUUGGCUGAAAAAGCCAAACAGGGCCUGAACAAGCUGCUAGCCGACGAGGUUCCCAUAGAGAUUAAACCUGUCAGUCCUAUAGACCUCUACUGCGGCGUUGCCAUGGAACCCAAGAAGCUGUACUGGGUGCGCGCCAGAGGCCACAUCGGUAAAGGUGAUAUGAAGCUCCAUUGCUGUGUGGCAGCCUAUGUGUCAGACUAUUCGUUCCUGGGCACUGCCCUCCUCCCUUACCCCGGGCAGCGCACCAGUUUCUCAGCCUCUCUGGAUCACGCCAUGUGGUUCCACAACACCUUCAGGGCAGACGAAUGGAUGCUCUACGAGACUGAGAGCUCCUGGGCAGGUGGCAGCAGAGGGCUGGUCCAGGGGCGUCUGUGGAGGAGAGACGGGGUGCUGGCUGCCAGCUGUGCCCAGGAGGGGGUACUCAGGGUCAACGCCGUGACGAACGAGAGCAAGCUAUAACCAUGA
Molecule: messenger RNA, 1089 nt
Organism: Coregonus clupeaformis (lake whitefish)
Lineage: Eukaryota; Metazoa; Chordata; Actinopteri; Salmoniformes; Salmonidae
Gene: acot8
Product: acyl-CoA thioesterase 8
Exons: 6
Coding region: 124-1083 (319 amino acids)
Biological process (GO): fatty acid catabolic process; acyl-CoA metabolic process
Cellular component (GO): peroxisomal matrix
Molecular function (GO): fatty acyl-CoA hydrolase activity
Source: RefSeq, a predicted model, not a curated record